Messenger RNA from Cadophora gregata, 2124 nucleotides. RefSeq lists its product as uncharacterized. Lineage: Eukaryota; Fungi; Ascomycota; Leotiomycetes; Helotiales; Ploettnerulaceae. The record is from RefSeq and is a predicted model, not a curated record. The coding region runs from base 1 to 2124 and encodes 707 amino acids. The transcript is spliced from 2 exons. Gene Ontology annotation, molecular function: protein binding.
AUGGAUUCAACUCCCUCUCCGGUUUCGCGGCCGAUGGAACCUCCAGAGAUUCCACCGCAGACUAGGAGAUACCGCAAAGAGGAAUGGGAAGUCCAUCGAGGCUUGAUAGUCGGCUUGUACCCUAUGCAAGGUAUGAAGUUGAGAACAAUCAAACAAAUACUUGAGCACGACCACGGUUUCAUUCUGAAGAAGAAGAUUGACGACUGGAAAAUUGGCAAGAAUGUGCAAAGUUCCGAAAUGGCAUUUAUUGUGCAGAAACAGCAUAAAAGAAUUUUGGCUAGAAAGCCCACUAUUUUUCGUGCUCGAGGUCAGCCUGUGGAUCCAGACAAGAUCUUACGAUGGCAAAAGGGGCCUGGAAAGCAGCUGCAGAAUAUUGGUUCUCGUGGGUAUUCCGCUAAGACUACUUAUCCUGUAAGACCUUCUGACCCUGUUCAAGCUGUCCCAUCAACUCCGUCAGAUAUAAGCUAUAGUCCGCCAUCAGCCAAGUCACCAUCACCAAAGAUGAUGGAACCAGAAAGAGAUUCAAGCCCGAAAAGUCAGUCCAUAACUGACUGGUCAGAAAACCCGAGCCAGCAGCAACCAUCUUUGGUUGGAAAUUUUCAUGGAAAUGCCUCAAACCUUGACCCAAAUGAACCGAGCCUUGACUCAUUCAUAUCCCAAGACUCUACUCCGUAUGAGGGUCGGAGUCCUUCUCCUUUCACUCUUCGUCCGUCGCCUGCACCUUCACCAAGACUUUCAUACGUCUCCCAGGGCAACUUCUCGAGUUUUGCUACCCAUGGCUCCUCCUAUGGUUCAUCAUUCGACCUGUUGGGAAGUCCAUCAUUGGGUUUACAAGACCACACAGUCCACUCGCAUCAAAAUGCGCACCUUACGACGCCAUGGAACACGCAAGAGACAACAAUCAACCAGACACCUGGGACGUCCGCAAUUUCAAAAAAGACGAGAUAUCGUGAGAAUGAAGAACUUGAUUUGAGGCAGAGAUUGACAUCUCUUGAAUCGAGGUACGGGCUUAAGCACCCGGCAUCCCUUGACGCCAUGUCUCGGCUCGCAAAUGUGUUGCAAGACCAAGGGAGGCUCGGGUCUGCGGAAGGUUACUACAAACAAGUAGCCAAGUCAUAUCAAGCCACUCUGGGAGAAGACGACAUAGAGACUAUCAGUGCCUUUUUGGACCUUGGGAUGAUCCUACUAAGUCAAAGUCAAGUGACUAGCGCUGAAAAGCUUUGUCGCAACCUUUAUUCAAGAGCAUCUUCUAUCUUAUCCAAUGAGCAUCGUCUAAAGCUCCAGAUCCUGAAUGAGCUUGGUACCUGUCGGUACAACUUAGGAGAUAUCAAAGAGGCAGAAGUACUACUCCGUGAUUCAAUUGAUUCUGGGAGACGCAUUUUGAUGCACGAUGAUGAUCUAUUGUUACGCCCGAUGGGUACUUUGGCUAAAGUUCUGGUUUCACGAGGUGAACUUGUAGAAGCUGAGAAGCUCCUAUUAUUCAUUCUAGAGGCAAAAAGGUUCUCCUGGAAGCCUGUAGACAUCAUCCACAUGCACGUACGAUCAUUCCUGGGAUAUGUAUAUGGCAGGAAAUUAAUGUUCCAGCAAUCGGAAGCAACCUUGAAACAAGUUCUAGCAGAGCAAAUCAGACUGUUAGGGCCAGAGCACAAGGAAACUCUAGUGUCACAGAAAUAUCUGGCGAUCACUAUCAGAGCUUGUGGAAGACAUGACGAAAGCGAUACGAUUCUACAAGACACUCUUCAAAAGUUGGAAAAGUCCCUUGGCAAGAGGCAUUCUGAAACUUUGCGAUGCCGCGGAGAUCUUGUAAAGGCAAUGAAUGGGCGGAGCAAGUUCACAGAAGCGGAAAAUUUCGCGAGAGAGCUAUCCUCUCUCUUGCAAGAAGGACCAGCUCAAGAUAAUGACCUGAUGAGUUUCAUUUCAUUUGAGCUCGGUAUCUCGUAUGAGGGUCAAGGUCGUCUCGACGAAGCUUUGGUCAUGUUUGAGAAGUUGCUGGAAGAAUCAGCUUGUUCGCUGGGCGAUAAUCACCUGAAAACGUUGCACUUGGGGAAUAAUGUUACGAAAUUGAAGCAGCACAUGGAGCGUCGCUUGGUGGUUCAGCCGUCGAUGGAUCUCUGCUGGACAUGA